UUGAGCUAUUGAGCCGCAGCGAGGCUGGGCUGGCGGGAGACUCGCCCUGAUGUCCUUACGGGUGUGAACCUUGAACAGAGCGGACACUUCUUUAAAAACACCCGGCUCAGAGGCGGUGGAGGGGACGCAUUCCAGGUGAAAGUGCUGCCUCUCGGCCGGGGAGUGUUCCGCUAACAGGCACCGAAGCUGCGGAGGCAUGGCGCGGGACUACGAUUACCUCUUCAAGCUGCUCAUCAUCGGCGACAGCGGUGUAGGGAAAAGCAGUCUACUGCUGAGGUUUGCAGACAACACAUUUUCAGGUAGCUACAUUACCACCAUCGGUGUGGAUUUCAAGAUCAGGACAGUGGAGAUAAAUGGAGAGAAGGUGAAGCUUCAAAUUUGGGACACGGCGGGACAAGAAAGGUUCCGUACCAUCACUUCUACGUACUACAGAGGCACACACGGGGUGAUAGUGGUUUAUGACGUCACGAGUGCAGAGUCCUUUGUAAAUGUCAAACGGUGGCUUCAUGAAAUCAACCAGAACUGUGACGAUGUUUGUCGAAUACUAGUGGGUAAUAAAAAUGAUGACCCCAACUCAAAGGUGGUGGAGACCAAUGAUGCACAGAAGUUUGCUGAGCAAAUGGACAUCAGGCUUUUUGAAACUAGUGCCAAGGAGAACAUCAAUGUGGAGGAUAUGUUCAACUGCAUCACAGAGCUUGUUCUAAAGGCAAGGAAAGAGUCUGUGGCCAAGCAGCAGCAGCAACAACAGAGCGAAGUGGUGAAACUCAGCAAGAACAGCAAACGCAAGAAGAAAUGCUGCUAACAGACUGAACGCUCUUACACCAGCUGAGAGCCAGCUGAACAUGCCACUGAACUGACAAGAGCCAGAAAACACAAAACGCAGUGUCCCGGGAGAGACAAGCCAAAUAAAAGUUAUAAGAUGUAUCUAUAUUUAGAUUUACUAAUGAAAUUCUCGACGAGCCCUUUUGGACUUGGGAAAUCUUAAAGGACUUGUACAGAUUUUAAACCGGAAUGGGUUCAAGUGGCACCCAUGUCCCUGCUGCAAGGGUCAGGGAAGACCACUGCCAUAAAGACUUUUAAAGAGCUUGAAUUGCUUUCCUUCAUAUCUGGCCCCACUAUCUCUCCCACCCACACACCUAUUUUUGAAAUGUUGGGAGCUGACAAGAAGGGCCAGAUCUCCAAAUCUCAUCUUGUUUUCAGUCGUAAGCUUGAGUUUGAGUGUUCUGUGAUCUCUUGCCACGGUGCCAACCGACAGAAUAGGAUGGGUAAUAAUGUGUUGAGUCAUAAUGUCAAUUUAUACAAUAUCACUGAAGCCAAUUAGAGAACUGACAUCAGGAUUCUUCUGGAAACCCCUCCUCUUUCCUAUUAAGCACCCAGUCAUGUCCUCAUGCGCCUCUGAUAGACAGCCAAAUGAAGUCACAGACAGAAAGCCUGGCCAUCCGUGGACCAAAUGCUCGCUCUGCUGCCAAUCUCUCAGAGACAAGUGUUUUGCCUUUUUGCUCGUUUGUUUCUUUCGUUCUUCUGUUUCUUUUUGUAAAUUUGUAUUUUUUUACUAACAGAACUAUUCCACUGUAAACAAUCAAACACAUGGGUAGCGUUCAUGGAAUUUGGUGCCAGUGAUUGGACCUUUUUGCUCUCGCAGUGCAGGAUGAAUUCAUUGGACCUCAGUGCAGUGAAGUGACUGAACCUGACUGAAAAAUGGUUCCUUGGAAACAGAUGACUAUCUGUUCUAAUCGAGAACAAUAUUGGACGCUGCUGGUUUUAGUGGAAGGAAAAAGGGUCAGACUUUCAAGAAUGUGGACUGUUUGACACUUCGAAGAAAUCAUCUCAUGAAUGCGCACACAAAUAACGCCACAUACCGACAGACCACAUAAACAAUCUUCAUUUUCCAUCUUCUUUUCAGAAUUUCUAUGUAAUUCAGUCGUUACAAUGUAAACAGAGUCCUUCAGAGUGGUUUGACGUGAAACGGUGCAGAGAAACCUACUGAGUCAAUAUUGUUCAUUGUGGUGCUGAUAGGAACAAGUCUGAAGCAUUUACUGCUUCUAAAAGCUUCACAGAAACUUGUUUUGUGAAAUAGUUGCAAAUACUUUUUGGCCUAAAACCUGAAUCCCUUAAUUGCAUAGUUGUAUGUAAGAAAGGAUGUUGUAAGAUAAAAAGUGACCAAAGCAACUUAUUUUGUAAGAUUUACCACUAUUUAACCAUUGUCAAUAUUACAUAUCAAAACUCACAAAACACGGGUAGGUUUACUGGUCAUUUUGAAUAGUAAAUAAAAUGGUUCUGUUGGUUCCUAUCACCUCCACUGUAAGGGAAAUUGGACUUAGUAAGUUUCUGUAUUUCACAUCAAACCACUAUGAAUUACUUUGUUUGUAUUUCAGUGAUUGAAUUAUGCAGAAAUUUUAAAAGAACAGUGAAAUUCCAUUUUAAAAUGCAUGUGUAGCUCCAUUGUAUACGUAGCAGUCAGAUCCAGUUUGUGCAGUGCACCCAUGAUUUGUAAGCAAAGCGCACAUCAAAAUGAAGUUUGAUCAAACUAAAAUCCCCUAUGAUGCACAGGAAACAGGGCUGUUUGCUAGUUUGGUAUCGUAUGCAGCUGUCCAUGGCACAACGGGUCCAUUGAACAUUUAUCAACAACUUUAAAGCCACAGUGAAAUGGACAUGAGCCCUAAUUUAUGUGUGUGCAUAUCAGCAUUGCAGUGCAGUCUAUGUGAUGCACAUACAUAUGAAAAGACACAUAUACAAACACGCAUGUCUGUAUAUGGACACUGAUAUUUGUAUGUGUGUUUAUGUAUGUGUAAACGUGUUGAUCUGGUGUACACUGGAAAAAAGAAACUGAAAUAUUGCCACUCAUUGUUUGCCCCAUCAUGAAUCUAACCGAUAAUAAUAAAACAUUUUAAGAUAACA
Messenger RNA from Colossoma macropomum (tambaqui), 2898 nucleotides. Its product is annotated as ras-related protein Rab-35-like. Gene Ontology annotation, cellular component: endosome membrane; plasma membrane. The record is from RefSeq and is a predicted model, not a curated record. The transcript has 6 exons. The coding region runs from base 197 to 802 and encodes 201 amino acids. Gene Ontology annotation, molecular function: GTPase activity; GTP binding. Gene Ontology annotation, biological process: endocytic recycling. Lineage: Eukaryota; Metazoa; Chordata; Actinopteri; Characiformes; Serrasalmidae.